Dermacentor andersoni is the source of this 666-nucleotide messenger RNA. RefSeq lists its product as uncharacterized. The record is from RefSeq and is a predicted model, not a curated record. NCBI's taxonomy places the organism in Eukaryota, Metazoa, Arthropoda, Arachnida, Ixodida, Ixodidae.
CAUGCAGGAUGCAGAUGUACGGAAGUGUAAACCUCGAACUCGCCCUCACUGUGGCAGCUGUACUCUACGGGUACACGGCAGCGGAAGACUGUUCCACAGAAGUCUGCAGUUAUUGGAACAUAUUGGACACGUUCAAGUUUUUCAUCUUGGAUGCCACUUCCGACCAGCAGCUGGAUCUGAGCUGCUUGACUGUUAAAAAAAAUGGGCGUACACAUAAACUAAUAACUACCGAUUCCACGACUGAAGAGAGCAUUCACGCCUCCUACAAGGCCAAGUACAUCAACAACGACGACGGCGAACCACGAGACGGAAAUGUGAGCAUAACUGCUCAAGGCAAGAUUUACGCUACAUGGAACAGCGGAAAUGUCAGCGAAAGCUUGAAGCUCGGUGUGCGUUUCCACUACACAAACAGCUGUUUUGUGCUUGAGCAAUUCCCACAAGAUAAUUCAGAUUCAAAAUACUACCUCUUCAGAAGUGUUAAUGCGACGGACACCGACUACGAACAGUGCUUGAAGAAGCUAGAGGAAUACACCGGCGAAAACGUCAUAUCGACGUACGAACGUCGCUACUGCUAUCCACUUGUUGAGAAGUUGGAAGAGGAGACCAAGUUUGACUUCUUUUGAAUACCGCCUAAUAAAUUCUGCAGCAUUCACGGACAAUCUUAGA